Suillus discolor is the source of this 1286-nucleotide messenger RNA. RefSeq lists its product as uncharacterized. The record is from RefSeq and is a predicted model, not a curated record. Lineage: Eukaryota; Fungi; Basidiomycota; Agaricomycetes; Boletales; Suillaceae. The coding region runs from base 60 to 1025 and encodes 321 amino acids. The transcript is spliced from 2 exons.
AUAAGCGAAUACUAAAGCUGUCGGGACGCCGUCAUUCAUAUGAAUGUUAAGUCUUUCCCAUGACAUUCUCAACAGCGCCUGCCCUAUUAUUUGGUCUGGGCGUACGCAUUGUUCUCAACAAGUUCUCGAGCACUGCUGAUGCCAGUGCUGACGAGGCUGUCAUCAGCGAUGUCAUCCUUCUCGGCGUCGUCCAAGGCGUCGCACUAUAUUAUACUUUAAUGGAAUAUUCUGAUCUCGCGUUCGUCGUUGCAUUCGGCAUCGCUGUCAAACUCGUCAUCGAGUUUAUGAUGCUCCACGACGUCUCCAGGUGCGCGACCACCUUACUCGGUGUCGCCCUUGGCGUCCUAGUCACCGACAUCCUAUCGCAACUCAUCGAGGACGGAUACUUUUAUGACUUUCACGGAGACUCUGUUCACGACAAAGAGAGCACAUAUACCUCAAAACGAAAGCGUCUCGUCAAAUUCCAGUCUAGCACAGAAUACCAAAUGAUACCCCCCAGUCGACCACCGCGCUCCCGCAAAACCGAACCAAGUCAACGAUGGCGCGCACCACCUUCGCUGACAUCCACUUCUAGCAUCGAUCCCAACCACACCAUGAGCCCGCCUGAACGGGAGUUGGCGAUGCUACGCGCAAAGGCGUCGUUAGCGGAUAGUGAGCGGAGGCGGUUCAAGGAGGAAAAGAAGUGGGCUGAGUCGCAGGGGAACUUUGCGCGGGUAUCUCAGAUGAGUUGGCAAGUGAAACGAUACACUGCUCUCACGCAGAGUUUCACUCGGGAAGCGGAUGCAAAAUUCCUUGAAGUGACUGCGAUGAAACAACAACUGCAGCUGCAGCCUGCCGCUGUUGACGCAAUUGCUCCACAACCCUCAAACAGACAUCAGGUCGAUCGGCAUACAAAUCAUUCUCGACAAACAACCCAGGAAGUUGUGAUUGAUAGGCAAUCCACGGUUACAGUAGAUGUUCCAAGGAGGCAUCGGAGGCAGAGUUCUGGGACCUUGAAGUCCGCAAUGCGUCUUCAAGUACGAUAAUGACAUGACGAGUGCGAGUACGAGUAAGUAAGAUACUCCUUCUUAGAUGCUAGACCUGACGUUGUAAGGAGAUCACAUUACGAUCCUGCAACCAUCACCGCCUAUUUACUUGAGGGCUUUUCUAGGACUUCUUUGUAUCAUUAGAUCUGUUCUUUUUUGGCAUAGUGCAGAGCCGUCUCAGAAAAUCAAAUGUCCUCUUGGUCGGAGAUGUAGUUGCAAUUUGGUUGCAAUUCCAAUUUGUCUGCAUUUAAGUAACAUGUA